Molecule: messenger RNA, 1490 nt
Organism: Rosa rugosa (rugosa rose)
Lineage: Eukaryota; Viridiplantae; Streptophyta; Magnoliopsida; Rosales; Rosaceae
Exons: 6
Coding region: 140-1144 (334 amino acids)
Source: RefSeq, a predicted model, not a curated record
AUCAUUUCAUAUAAUCAUUUUGAUAACUCAUGUAGGUGGUGCAAUUAGCAAGAAAGUGCGUGGUGAGACUCGAUGUCUUGAGCUAUCCAAGAGGAAGCGCGAUGGUGUCCAAUUUAAUAUUGAUAUUCCAAAGCAUACCAUGAGAGCUGUAGGAGCAAACUGCCAAUUUUACAUUACUGGUAUGGGAUGCUUCGUUCGAAAAAAUGUUCCAUUACAAAUUAAGAAGUGGUCUGACAUCUCAAGAGAUGAUGUUGCUUUGCUAAUUCGCCAUGUCCGUGAGAAAUUCAAUUUGAGCCAUGAAUCUCAUGUGGAUGAGGCAAUUGAGAAACACAUGAUCAGAUAUUUUACCACAUGGCGCUAUAAUUUGCAUAAGAAGUUUCAGAAAUAUGAAUCAGUAGAGGAAGCAAUGGAGAAUCGACCUGAAGAUGUUGAAGAGGAUGAUUGGAACUACUUAAUUGCAAAUCUGUGGCAAGAUCAAAAGUGGCUGAAAACAAGCGAAAAAAACAAGACAAACAUGGACAAGUUAGAGAUAACACAUUGUGCAGGGACAAAGGCAUUUAGUCGUCUUAGAACUGAAAAUCGAAAUCCUGAAACUGGAGAGGAAAUUGGUCGUAUUGACCUUUUCAAGCUCACACGAUACAGUGAAAAGAAAUCUGCAUGGGUUGGUGAUACAGCAAAGAAUGCUUUUGAAGAGAUGAAAAAUCUACAAAACGAGCCACAAAUGAAUGAAAAAUCUAGUGAAAUAAUGUAUGAAGAUGAGAUCUAUGAUGAAGUGCUUUCCAAAAUUGUUGGUCCACCACGAUCAAGCUAUAUACGUGGCUUAGGAGUAGGCCCAAAGCCUAAAAGGUCUAAAUUUUCUGCAAAUGAUGCUCAAGUGAGGGAGGCGAAUCAAAGGGCAGAUGAAGUGGAAAGAAGAGCAAUUCAGCUUGCAGAUGAAUUGAUGGCUGUAAAGUCUACUGCAGCUCAGCAAAAUGAGGAGUUAGAUAUGGUCAAAGCUGGUGCAGCUCAACAAAAUGAAGAGUUAGAGGCAGUGAAGGUUAGUGCGGCUCAACAAAAUGAAGAGUUGGAGGCAUUAAAGGCAAGACAAAAUCAGACUGACACACUUUUACUCAAAUUGAUGGCGCAGUUGUCCUCCCAAAAAUGAAGGUGCAGCAUUGAAAAAAUUGGCAGAUGAAAAGGGCAUCAAGCAACAUACAUAUCAUUGAAGGCUUUUGAACUUCUAGGAAGACUUGUAUGUACUUCCUUUUAUUUUGAAAUGGCUAUCAAGGAUGGAUAUUGACAUUUGUAUAUUUUGGAUUUAGAAAGUUAGUAUUUCAAGAUGGAGGUUGAUGUUUAUUAUUGGAUUGAUAAAUCAACCCUUGUUAACCAUCAGUUUUACAGUACAUUUUCAUAUGGUGGUUUUGGGAUAUUGAAGGCUACUAUUGAGUCGUUUAUUGCAUAAAGAAUUGACCAUUGUUCACAUAUUUGAUUUGUAGUGACAUUGAAUGACC